CAGCCUACCUCGCUGGGCGGCGCCGGCGGGAGGCGGCCGCAGCGCUGGGUCGUCGCGGCGGCGGCGCUGGGCUGGGCUGGGCUGGGCUGGGCCGGCGGCGGCGGCGGCGGGAGCGGCGGCCCGGCGCGAUCCCCCGGCCCCGGGGUGAGCAUGGUGCCCUAGUGCUGGGGCUAUGUCGGAGGCGGCCCGGAGCCUCCUGCAGCGCUGGGGCGCCAGCUUCAGGAAGGGCACCGACUUCGACUCCUGGGGGCAGCUGGUGGAGGCCAUCGACGAGUACCAGAUAUUAGCAAGACAUCUACAAAAAGAGGCCCAGUCUCAACACAACAACUCAGAGUUCACAGAAGAUCAAAAGAAAACCAUAGCUAAAAUUGCAACAUGCUUGGAACUGAGAAGUGCAGCUUUACAGUCCACACAAUCGCAGGAUGAAUUUAAGCUUGAGGAUCUGAAGAAGUUGGAACCAAUCUUAAAGAAUAUCCUCACUUAUAAUAAAGAGUUCCCCUUUGAUGUUCAGCCUGUCCCACUCAGGAAGAUUUUAGCACCUGGAGAAGAGGAACACUUGGAAUUUGAGGAGGAUGAUGAGGAAGGAGGAGCUGGAGCGGGGUCUCCAGACUCUUUUCCUGCUAGAGUUCCAGGAGCCAAUGAAGGUACUUUAUUACCCAGAUUGCCAUCUGAACCCGGGAUGACAUUACUCACCAUCAACAUAGAGAAAAUUGGUCUGAAAGAUGCUGGGCAGUGCAUUGAUCCUUACAUCACAGUCAGUGUAAAGGAUUUGAAUGGGAUAGAUCUGACUCCUGUGCAAGAUACUCCUGUGGCUCUGAGGAAAGAGGACACGUAUGUCCAUUUUAAUGUGGACAUUGAGAUCCAGAAACAUGUUGAAAAACUAACAAAAGGUGCAGCUAUUUUCUUUGAAUUCAAACACUACAAGCCUAAGAAGAGGUUUACUAGCACCAAGUGCUUUGCUUUCAUGGAGAUGGAUGAAAUUAAACCUGGGGCAAUUGUUAUAGAACUGUACAAAAAACCCACUGACUUUAAAAGGAAGAAAUUGCAACUGUUGACCAAGAAACCACUUUACCUUCACCUCCAUCAAACAUUGCACAAGGAAUGACCCUAUUUGUGAGACUUCUGUGAACUAAACCACAAGUCAUGGUAGCUGUGUGUAGUAGCCUUAGCCUUCAAGGGGCAGGAAAACGACUAUAUUCAUGCCAGUAGGUCAAGUGGGACCAUCACAUACUGCACAGCACUACUACAGGGUCAGAGGCAAGCCUACCAUUCAAGUGCAAGUGUUUUUUCAGUACCUUCCGGAUACAGGUUUUUCUGAGAGCCCUGAAAAAUUUUGACUGUUUUUCCUAAUUUUGCUGUUCAGAAUUUUUUACCUUAACCCUUAUUCUCCUUUGCCUCAAACUCCACUGAAGGAUGGAGACUGCCCCUUUGCCAAACCUGUAGCAAUAAAGAUGUGGCAGGCCUACUAACCUGGUUACACUUGCUGUGCUAUUGUAGUUCCUCUCAUCUGCAUUUCAGAGUCCUCUGUAAAGGGCUGGGUGGCAGAAAACCAGGAAAAAGACAAGGUGGGGUGGGAAGGAGCUUGAGCUAUCGCAAGUGAUGUAAAUUAAGGGCGAGGAGGAUGCUGGGUCAAGGCUGGGAGACAGGCUGGCCUCAGAAGAGCUCAUCAGUCAGCUGGUCUUCUUUGGCCAAGCUAGGAGGAGGAGACAACUGCAGAUGAGAAAAACAAACUAUGAUUUUAACAGCUGAAUCUUAGUUCUUAGUCUUGCCCAAUCCACUCUUACCAUGUUUUGGAUAAAAUAUAUAUUACGAACCUUUAAAUCACAGUUACUCCCAGGUAGAGUUAUUUUUUUUUCCCUAUAUCUUGUCACAGAGCAAUUUGCAAAGAUGGGUGGAGGAAGAAGAGAGGCUCUCUUUAGGGCCUCACACUCAUCUUGGGAGCGGGGGGGAUUUACCGUUUUGGUGAUAGCAGGACCGGCCCCUUAGUGUUCAACAGUGUCAAUUUUCCAGAGCUUUUAAUAAAGUAGAUCUGGCUAGCAGGUUGACCCACCUUUUACAUGAAACUGCUGUUUUUUAUGGAAACUGAUUGUAUGCAGUUUUCUGCAUAUUUUGUGCAAGUCUGGAAACUUACUCUAAAAUUACCUUUUUAUGUAAGUAGAUAGGAUUAUCCUUUAUUUUCUAUAUUAUUGAUUCAGUGUGUAAUAAGCUGCAGGACAUUGGCUUAUUAUAACACACUUUCACUCACUUUUUGACCUAAUAAAGGGACAGAAGUAGAACCCAGUCAAAUCUUUCAUAUAUUUGAGUGGAUAUUUAAUACAAUACUUUAAGGUUUGAUAUACUUCUUGCAUAUCUAACUAGUGCCUAAAUAUUCUGCUAUGCUAACAGAAGCCCCAGCACCCAAAACAGUAUCACAUGUUGUUAGGUUUUUUUUUUUUUUUUUUUUUUAAAACAGUCUGAAGGAAGAUGUAUUACUAAUUCUUCUUCUCUGUCAUGUAACAUUAGGAUGUUGCAGAAUGCUUUAAGAAAAAGGAUGUUACUUCUCCUUGUGACCUAUUUGUCUGUUCAUAAGAAGGUGUUCAGAAUUUUUUGUUUUACCAUAUUGAUUAGGAUGAAAAGCUCUUUCUGAGUGUCCUUAUCUUCUCUCUUUUCCUCUGUUCUGGCAUAAUUGAGGACAUAAACUUUUCUCACUCAGCACAGUUAUUUAACUGUUAUGACAAAGAACAGCAACAGUUACUCAAAUUCCAUUAGUGGUUGAAAAAAAAAAUAGAGAAGUACAAUUGUAUUUUCCUGUUUACAGGUCUUUGAAAGAUCCCCCCCCAGGGGUAUUAUAUCUGAUACUUCAGAAUAUCAAGUCCCAAGAUGCUAUCCUGAUGCAUUAUGGAAAUACCUCUGAUUGAGGCAUGCCAGAUACCAUACAAAAGGAUACAUACAGUCUUAAAAACAACACAAAAAAUAAACCAGCAACUUUAUCCUUCAAACUCUGUAAAAAGGCUGGGCAAAUCUGAUGGAGCAAAACAUUAGUUUAACUUCUACAGUUGCAAAUAAAUCUAAGUUAAGUCAAUAGCUGUAUUAAUUUGCCAACAGUGCUUUGCUGGCUUAGGCCUCUCGCUAACCUAAAAAUCUAUAGCACCAGGCUUUUGCGUGACGCAUCCAUCUUUUCUUGCUCAGCAAGUGAAUAUUCUGUGGCUCUGUCCGUGGUCCGACAUCCUACAGUUUCUUUUAGUGUCACUCAAUACCUGGUAAAAGCACUGAACUGAGUUGUGCAUUCUGCCUGUGACUAACAGCACGCUCGCCCUCUUCCUACUGCUCCCAGAGGAUGAAUCCUUCCAGCUGAAAGUUGUGUUAAUGCUAACUGCAGUGGGCAAGGGAAGAGACGUUAAAUAUCAUAAAGCUUUGGUUGGGGAAGAACAGUUGCUAAACCAGGAGAAUCCGACUUUCAAAUACAUAUGUUCAAUGUGUAUGUAAUCAGCCACUAUUCAAAUUGAACAUUUUCACUUGAAUUACAAACCCACCAUUUCAGCUACUUACCGUGACUCUUCCCUAGCUUGUAAUGUCUGUAUUAACUCCAGUUAUGACAUGUCAACUUUGAAGUAUUUUUGUUAAAUACACAGUAGAGCUUUGUAUUUAACUAAUUGUGAAUUAAUGUUUGUAGAGUGUGAAAUACCAUUUUUAAAGUUGCUUCUAUCCUUUGCAUUUUUUUCCUGCAAAUUGGCUUUCAUUGAAAGGACUACUACUCCACAAACCACAAGCUCCUACAUGUAUUGUUUUAUGCUUUAGUGAUGUUCUAUCUUGUCUUUCAUCUUAAAUCUAAAGCUUACUACUUGUACUGUAAGAAUGUAACACCUACAUGACAAGUUUAAUGGCUGCUUGUACUCUGGCAGUAAAGCUAUAAUGGCCUUUCA
Dromaius novaehollandiae (emu) is the source of this 3902-nucleotide messenger RNA. It is a transcript of the gene AIDA, whose product is annotated as axin interactor, dorsalization associated. Gene Ontology annotation, cellular component: membrane. NCBI's taxonomy places the organism in Eukaryota, Metazoa, Chordata, Aves, Casuariiformes, Dromaiidae. The record is from RefSeq and is a predicted model, not a curated record. Gene Ontology annotation, molecular function: phosphatidylinositol binding. The transcript has 11 exons. Gene Ontology annotation, biological process: determination of ventral identity. The coding region runs from base 173 to 1105 and encodes 310 amino acids.